GGUCUGGUGCCUUUCAUGUCGCUUUGGUGGUCUGCCCUCUCUCCGACUGCGCUCUGCAGUUGUGUUUUCCGUCUCCGCUUUUCUUCAUCUUUUGAUCCACAUCGCGGUAGUGUUCAAGUUAUCGUGCUACAUUUUUGUGAUCUUUCGAAGAAUACGUUACGUAGAUUAUUGUGCUCCAUUUCCGAAGAGUUUUUGAUCCACAAUCAUUUCGAGACCGGUGCUUCUGUUUGGGGUUUCUGCGUGUAGUUUGCUGCUCGGGAGUUUUUGUGAAUUUUCCCCUCGCACGAGCGAUAUACGAUCCAAUAUUACGAGAGGCAUUUUUCCUCUGAUCAGAUCUGCGAGUAUUUUUGUGCUUGUGGAGCAUGUCAUAGUUAAUUGUCAAUACCCUGUCGAUUAUGCGUUUCAUAUUUUGCUCAGCGUGUCGUGAAAAGUUAAUACUGAGCGUUUGAUGGACAAGAGGAGCAGAUUUUUUUCUUUAGAAUAUUAGUAUAGAGUUUCUGUAGUAGGACGCCGUUUGCGCCUCUGGGAGCUGUGCACUUGUUUGGUUUCUGAAAUAUCAUCAUGAAUGCUUCUAAGCUUCUCAAGGCUGUCCUGAGGCCACGGUCCCUUCAGACCAAUGUAGGAAGGAGUCCUACCGUAUCCGAUGGGCCGUCGUCACGACGCUCUCUAUCUCCUGACAGUCGUCUUCCAAAAGACCUUGCGUCGAAGAGAUCAUCCUCGCCAGUGAAGAUGACAUGUAUGUGCUCUCCGACGAAUCAUCCAGGUUCGUUUCGCUGCAGGUUUCAUCGCGCUCAGAAGCAGCGAGACGUCGUUGCUUUGCCAAGUUCUCCCAAAAGCAAGACGCACACGAGGGAUUCCGACAUCCUCUGUGAAGUGAAUCGCACUCUCCCCGGGAUGCAUCCAUCUACAUCUAGGUCUACCCCAGUUCGUUGUAGCAGGCUGAAGAACAUGACUCUCGGAAGCGAUGUGGAAGAGGAAGGAGCUUUGACGCUUUCUUUAGAUAGAAAUAUCAUGCGGAAUGCCGAGGGUUCAGUGAGUUAUGGAGGCACUGCAUCUGCUCAUCGAAGCACCAGUCAUCUGGCCCUUCAAACGGAGGAGGAUCUCCCAAGAUGUACUGAUUCUUGGCGUUGGACACAAGUAUUUUGCCUCAGUUGUAUGAACUGUGAAGGUGUGUGUGUAUUGGCAAACUGUGUAAUACAGUUGGUGGGCGUUGAUGCAGCUAUUCAACUGCUUCGUGUGUCCCACAUGAUUCAUGGAUGUUCGCAUACUGCUCUCACAUAUCUGGCUUUAAGUUCGGUAAAAUCUAUAUCCUAUGCAACGUUUGAUCUUGUGCUUGGUGCACAUCUGACGUACAGUUUCUCUGCUGUGCAACCGGUCGACUAUAUUAUUACUCGCAAACCAAGCGCUCACCAACACGAAGAAAAUUGUUUUUGAACAAUCGUAAUCUUGGAUAUUGGCUUCAAUCGAUGGUAAGUGUUGUACGGGUCCACGAUUGCGAGUCCAAUACUCGUUGGAAUCUCUAAUUUCCCAUGAGGAUUACCAAAACAAGUCGUGCUAAUAAGCCGGCAUGAGAAAUAACUCGCAUCAUUUAAAAACGGCGCAUGAGGAAUGAUGAAAGACGACCUGAAAUGUCCCACCUUCAUUCAAGAUUCUACUGAGAUGGAACUGGCAACCAACCCGUAGAAGCGAAUGCUGAGGGAAAUGCUGUGCAUUCUUCUAAUUUUUCAGACGAAAAGAUCCUGUUGAAAUUUGGAAAAUGAAAUCGGGAAAGGAAAAGUGCUGGCAAAAGCCACCCUCAUUCAAAAAGGGGCGAAAAUAUAACUCGGAUACUUUUCUUCCAAUUCUCUACACAAAAUGCAGCUAAACACAGUGGGAACUAAGGACAGAAGAAUGAAAGCACGAAGAGGGAAGUUCGAAUUGGUCAUAGGAAAGUUGCUUGUUGCCCGGGCUAAUCCCGGAGAAGACAUUAACACCAGUCUGAACACCAUCCGCAGUUUCUCUAUUAUGGAGGUGUAUUAAAAUAUAUUACCCUGUGAUGAGGCAACAACGUUCUCACAAAUAAUUAAUCGAGUUCCCGCACCCUACUGAUGAGCCGUCUACAAACGAGAACAAAUGUUCAUCUCGGUUGCUCAUUCUCUAUUUCUCAAACAUAACCAGAGGAACUGUAUUCAACCUCAGGUACGGGGUCCAAGCUUGGAAUUUUAUCGACACUGAAGAAAUAACACACUUUGGAUGUUCAUGCAGGUGUGACGCACAACAUGAUGCUCGUGCAGAGGUGAAUGUUGUCACUGAAGCUUUCAAUGCAGCUUGAGUGGAUGCGCAAGUAGUACAUGGUGUGAGUCGUCCUGUUUGCUUGCACUACACCCAGGUACCCUCAUGUCUGCAGAUCAUGGGGAGGUGUGUCCUUGUGUCCUAACGCUGUAAGUGCACGAAGUGGUCAAUUACAGAGGGAGGUGGUGAUGGCACUCAACAGCUCACUGUCCAGCUCGUCAAACCCCCUCUACAUCGUUGAUGAAGGUGGGAAAAAUGACAUGGAAGCAAACAUGGUGGAAAGUGGUGAUCCACAGACUGAUGCGUUCCAAUUCUCAAGUGCCCAUGGAAUAUUGUAUCCCCUUUUGAAUAGUUCUAGGGAUGUGAUUGCAGAACCCUUGGCUGCUAAAUUUGUCUCCAGAAUGACGAUGGGGAAACAACGCGGCUUAACAACACAUCUGAGCAAGAUCCUUUCGGUAUUGCUAAGUUGCAUGUGAGCAUUUGAAUUGCAUGUUUUGGCUGUGUGAGUGGUUGUUUGAGGCCGUCCAGUAGUAGGUUAAUGCACAUUUGUAAUAAAUAGUAGUACAAAUUUACGCAAAAUGAGAAUCUUCCAAGAAAAAUGAUUACAGUGUUGGAGAAAGAUAGGUUGGUAAUGUAGAGACAUAACAGCACCAUACAAAAUAUAUCUACGUUGAAAGAAAUGAAUGAGAGUAUCAAGUGGUCUUAAUUGUUGAAUGUGAAGAACUGUGCAAUGUCGAAGACCCGUUUUUAUGCUAAAGCUUGUGGAGUUAUUUCCAAUUAUGGAACAUAUUUUUAAAGAUGCGUUUAAGCUCAAACACUCAAAUAA
Messenger RNA from Physcomitrium patens, 3097 nucleotides. RefSeq lists its product as uncharacterized. NCBI's taxonomy places the organism in Eukaryota, Viridiplantae, Streptophyta, Bryopsida, Funariales, Funariaceae. The record is from RefSeq and is a predicted model, not a curated record.